AUGUUCGUCUUACGAAAGAGCAAACUCCUACCCCUUGCUGGGCUCAUCUCCGCUCUCCCCCUCGUAGAAUGCUACUCCCUCGCCGACGGCGGCGAGAUCAUCGCCGGCAACGUAGCAGCCAGCGACGGCCCCUAUGACAUCCCCCGUGACACCUUCCGGGAUCUCACCUCUCGUCCCAACGCCACGAGCUCUAUCGACUUCUCCAUGGGCCUGACCGGCCCGAACUCGACCACGUCCAGAUGGACGCUCGACAUCGGCGUGACGGCCGACAUGCCCGUCGACGAGAAGGUCAGCCAGGUGACAAUCCUGUCCCUCACGGGCCCGGAAGGAUCUGUAAAUGCAUUAAACGACACAUGGAGUCUCUGCGCGGCUGUCUUUGGGGGCGUCUCCGCCAACGCAACGGCUGCUGCCCAGAACGCGGAUCUGAACGGCGACUGCCGGCCGACCCUCUCAGACAACUGUCGUAACGAGCUGACGAGCGCCAUGCUCGAUGAGUACGCCUUAUCAGGAGACUGCGGGAUUCCCACUCUGCCGAGCACGUGCAAGGCGUAUUUCCCUGAAAGCUUCCGUGCGAUGGGGUUUGGUGUGUUCCCUCGAACUCUUCCCAGCAAGAUACAGCUGCUCACAGACAUUACCUAG
This is a messenger RNA of Phaeoacremonium minimum UCRPA7, 639 nucleotides long. RefSeq lists its product as hypothetical. The record is from RefSeq and is a predicted model, not a curated record. The transcript has a single exon. Bases 1 to 639 code for a protein of 212 amino acids. Lineage: Eukaryota; Fungi; Ascomycota; Sordariomycetes; Togniniales; Togniniaceae.